CCAUGUCGUCCAUCCUGCCCUUCACCCCGCCGAUCGUGAAGCGCCUGCUGGGCUGGAAGAAGGGCGAGCAGAACGGGCAGGAGGAGAAGUGGUGCGAGAAGGCGGUCAAGAGUUUGGUCAAGAAGCUCAAGAAGACCGGGCAGCUGGACGAGCUGGAGAAGGCCAUCACCACGCAGAACGUCAACACCAAAUGCAUCACCAUCCCCAGGUCCCUGGAUGGUCGGCUACAGGUGUCCCACCGCAAGGGGCUGCCCCAUGUCAUCUAUUGUCGCCUGUGGCGAUGGCCAGACCUGCACAGUCAUCACGAGCUUCGGGCCAUGGAGCUGUGUGAGUUUGCCUUCAACAUGAAGAAGGAUGAGGUGUGCGUGAAUCCAUACCACUACCAAAGGGUGGAGACACCAGUCCUACCCCCUGUGCUGGUGCCUCGGCACACAGAGAUCCCGGCCGAGUUUCCCCCGCUGGAUGACUACAGCCAUUCCAUCCCUGAGAACACUAACUUCCCUGCUGGCAUUGAGCCCCAGAGCAAUAUUCCAGAAACCCCACCCCCUGGCUACCUGAGUGAAGAUGGGGAGACCAGCGACCACCAGAUGAACCACAGCAUGGAUGCAGGUUCUCCAAACUUGUCCCCAAAUCCGAUGUCCCCAGCACACAAUAACUUGGACCUGCAGCCAGUCACCUACUGCGAGCCAGCCUUCUGGUGUUCCAUUUCUUAUUACGAAUUGAACCAGCGUGUCGGAGAAACCUUCCACGCCUCGCAACCCUCCAUGACUGUGGAUGGCUUCACAGAUCCGUCCAACUCAGAGCGCUUCUGCCUGGGGCUAUUGUCCAAUGUCAACAGGAAUGCUGCCGUUGAACUAACCAGGAGGCACAUCGGUCGAGGCGUGCGGCUGUACUACAUUGGAGGGGAAGUGUUCGCCGAGUGCCUCAGUGACAGUGCCAUCUUCGUUCAGUCUCCCAACUGCAACCAGCGCUAUGGCUGGCACCCGGCCACCGUCUGCAAGAUCCCACCAGGCUGCAACCUGAAGAUCUUCAAUAACCAGGAGUUCGCUGCGCUGCUGGCCCAGUCUGUCAACCAGGGCUUCGAGGCCGUGUACCAGCUGACACGAAUGUGCACCAUCCGCAUGAGCUUCGUCAAAGGCUGGGGCGCCGAGUACAGGAGACAGACCGUGACUAGUACCCCCUGUUGGAUCGAGUUGCACCUGAAUGGGCCUCUGCAGUGGCUAGACAAAGUCCUCACCCAGAUGGGCUCCCCCAGUAUCCGCUGCUCCAGCGUGUCUUAGGAACACUAGAUGUGAGGGGAGGGCAGGCUUGGGGGCAAAUGGCCCCGGAAGAGGCCAAGGUCUGAACUCAACUCACUGUUCUCACGGAAGAUAUUGCCUCCCCUCAACUAAAGUGGCAACAACCUGUUUUCCAAAAUACAAAAGCUAGCCGAGUGGGAUCUUAUCAAUGGCUGCAGUGUCUGCUGAACAUCGCUGCCUACUCAUCUGUAGGUCAAGAAAUGGCUUUUACACUGGCGGCUGGAGCGGACAGACAGCAUCUCACCAUUCACCUUCCUAAUUAUUGGCCAUAUCCCUUUGGGAUAUUUUGGCCCAUCAGGAAGGAUUCCUAGCCCAGGUCUGGAGUGGGGACAUCACUUGGGAAGGCCAUUUAUAAAGGGAUCGAUGCCCUCCUGUGCUUGACAAACACUUCCUCAGCUGAACGUCCCCACAGACAGCAGGUGUACAUGCCAGGAAGUCUGUGAGAAUUUUGACUUUUCUUCAAAAUUCACUCCACUGUGGCCCUGCUCACUCUGGAGAGCUGGAGCGACCUGCUGAGCUCAGUGCACAAACAGGUCCUGUGAGUACAGAGGCCAUUGUAGGUUGGAGCUGCUUGGUACAUUCAAGGACAGCCAGAGGCAGUGGCAUAGCAGGUGCUUGGCAAAGGCAACUGGUGGUGCCUUGGGGUCUCUGGUUACCUGUAAGCACUAGCUCUAUACUCUUGAGCAUUCAGCUAUACUGGUUUAUCUGGGCCGUUGCAUUAAGUGGACUCUUUCAUAUGCUCUUUUAAGCGUUUGUUUUCUAUUAAAAAGAAAAAAGAAUCCAGUUGGCACAGUGCCUGGGAAAGCUGAGGGACCUGGCACCUUCUCUCCCAAGGUGAAGCUUGUCCAGGUUUGGCUCUAAAGACACCUACCAGGUUGAGGACGCUGGAAUUCGUCCAAAGGGGACGUCUCAGGCCAACAUAGCCGAGUGAAAAGGAGCUAUGGAGAAUUGAUUUUUUACACCUUUGAAAAUUACAGGCUUGGCACAAAGAGCUGUCAUCUUUCCCCUGGGAUAUGAGUUGAUCUAGUGGAUGAUCAUCAGUGGCAGAGAGCAUAAAACGCAUCAUCAAUUAUUUCAGCUGGAAAAAGAAGGGGGUUGUCUACUGGCCUGUUGCAGAAUACAGCAGACAGAAUUCCCCUUGCAACUGGUACCUUAUCUUUGCUGCUGUUUUUUUUUUUUUUUUGUUUUUUUGUUUUUUGUAUGAAAUGUAUCUCUGCAUGGAUCCCUGCUAGGAAAAAAACAGGAAUUUCCUAUGGAAGUCCUAUCUUCUUCCUGAUGAAGGGAAGUGUGUCCUCUGGACAGGUCUGAACCCUCACUGUAAUGCUAUUUCUGAUGUUAUCUGGAGAAGAGGGAGCCUCCUGGUGCCUCACCUGCAGGACUCACUGACUUCAAGGUUUCCAGGCAAGAAAAGCUGGAAGACCACCUUGCUGGACCUGGGCUGGGUUUUCUCUACAGGCUGGUGACCCCCAAUGAAAAUCUAUAGCCCUUUACCUGGGACAGGCCUGCUGGGAUGUCAUGCUCUGCAGGGUGCCUCACGGCUGUGGUGUGACUGUUCCAUUCUGACUCUGCAGAGCACAUACAUUGCUAGGGGCUAGGCCACAGCUUCAGGUUGUAUGGGGCCCUCUUGGUUGCUGCUGCAUGUAAGUGCAGAGCUGUAUCAAUGCUACUGCUAGGCAGCAAGUGGCUUGUUGGAAUUUCCCCCCAAACAACUUGGCCCUUCUCUGUAUGAGGCACAGCUGGAGGAUGUGAGGGCGGGGAAGCCCACCUUUGGCUGGCACCGCUGGAAAUGAAUUUGGCCAGGCCUAGAAGGCAGAUGCCACAGCUGUGCUCUAAGGGGCUCAGAGCCAGUUUCCAGACCCUGCAGCAGGAAUGGCACUGACGAAUA
Messenger RNA from Suncus etruscus (white-toothed pygmy shrew), 3183 nucleotides. RefSeq names its product SMAD family member 3 (gene SMAD3). The record is from RefSeq and is a predicted model, not a curated record. Gene Ontology annotation, molecular function: I-SMAD binding; DNA-binding transcription factor activity, RNA polymerase II-specific; RNA polymerase II cis-regulatory region sequence-specific DNA binding. The transcript is spliced from 9 exons. Gene Ontology annotation, biological process: SMAD protein signal transduction; BMP signaling pathway; regulation of transcription by RNA polymerase II. The coding region runs from base 3 to 1280 and encodes 425 amino acids. Gene Ontology annotation, cellular component: heteromeric SMAD protein complex. NCBI's taxonomy places the organism in Eukaryota, Metazoa, Chordata, Mammalia, Eulipotyphla, Soricidae.